This is a messenger RNA of Apiotrichum porosum, 2355 nucleotides long. It is a transcript of the gene ACO1, whose product is annotated as Aconitate hydratase mitochondrial. Gene Ontology annotation, cellular component: cytosol; mitochondrion. The coding region runs from base 1 to 2355 and encodes 784 amino acids. The record is from RefSeq and is a predicted model, not a curated record. The transcript has 7 exons. Lineage: Eukaryota; Fungi; Basidiomycota; Tremellomycetes; Trichosporonales; Trichosporonaceae. Gene Ontology annotation, biological process: tricarboxylic acid cycle. Gene Ontology annotation, molecular function: aconitate hydratase activity; 4 iron, 4 sulfur cluster binding.
AUGAUCUCGCCCCGCGCGUCCGCGUCGCUCCUCCGCGGCGUUCGCUCCAUGGCGACCGUCCGCUCGGCCAUUGGUGACACCAAGGUUCCCAUGUCCAACCUCGAGUCUGGCAAGUUUAUCAACUACCAGCGCAUUGAGGACAACCUCCAGAUCGUCCGUGCUCGUCUCAACAAGCCCCUCACCCUUGCCGAGAAGAUCGUCUACGGUCACCUCGAUGACCCUCACCACCAGGAGAUUGUCCGCGGCGAGUCGUACCUGAAGCUCCGCCCCGACCGUGUUGCUUGCCAGGACGCCACCGCCCAGAUGGCUAUCCUCCAGUUCAUGUCGGCCGGUCUUCCCCAGACUGCCGUCCCCACCUCGGUCCACUGUGACCACCUUAUCCAGGCCCAGGUCGGCGGUGUCAAGGACCUUGCCCGUGCCAUCGACAUCAACCGUGAGGUCUACGACUUCCUUGCCACUGCUUCGGCCAAGUACGGCAUCGGCUUCUGGAAGCCCGGAUCCGGUAUUAUCCACCAGAUCAUCCUUGAGAACUACGCUACCCCCGGUCUCAUGAUGAUUGGUACCGACUCGCACACCCCCAACGCUGGUGGUCUCGGUAUGGUUGCCUGCGGUGUCGGUGGUGCCGACGCUGUCGACGUCAUGGCCGGUAUCCCCUGGGAGCUCAAGGCCCCCAAGGUCAUCGGUGUUCACCUUGACGGCAAGAUGUCGGGCUGGACUACCCCCAAGGACAUUAUCCUCAAGGUCGCUGGUAUCCUCACCGUCAAGGGUGGUACCGGUGCCAUCAUCGAGUACACCGGUCCCGGUGUUGACUCGCUCUCGUGCACUGGUAUGGCUACCAUCUGUAACAUGGGUGCCGAGAUUGGUGCCACCACCUCGCUCUUCCCCUUCAACAACAAGAUGGCUCAGUACCUCGAGGCCACCAACCGUGCCCCCGCCGCCCGCUACGCCGAGGCCUUCCAGCACAACCUUGUUCCCGACGCCAACUGCGAGUACGACCAGCGCAUCGACAUCAACCUUUCGGAGCUCGAGCCCUACGUCAACGGCCCCUUCACCCCUGACCUUGCCACCCCCCUCUCCAAGUUCGCUUCCGAGGUCAAGAAGAACGGCUGGCCCGAGGAGCUCAAGGUCGGCCUCAUCGGCUCGUGCACCAACUCGUCGUACGAGGACAUGUCGCGUUCGGCUCACAUCGCCAAGGAGGCUGCCGAGCACGGCCUCAAGGCCAAGUCGGGCUUCACCAUCACCCCCGGUUCGGAGCAGGUCCGCGCCACCAUCGCCCGUGACGGCUUCGUCGACACCUUUGAGGGUAUCGGCGGUGUUGUUCUUGCCAACGCCUGUGGCCCCUGCAUUGGUCAGUGGGACCGCCGCGACGUCCCCAAGGGCACCAAGAACUCCAUCAUCACCUCGUACAACCGUAACUUCACCGGCCGUAACGACGCCAACCCCGCUACCCACGCCUUUGUCGCUUCGCCCGACCUCGUCACCGCCAUGGUCUUUGCCGGUGACCUCACCUUCAACCCCAUGACCGACUCGCUCACCGGCGCCGACGGCAAGGAGUUCAAGUUCUCCGAGCCUAAGGGCCUCGAGCUGCCCCCCAAGGGUUACGACGCAGGCGAGAACACCUUCCAGGCUCCCCCCGCCGACGGCACCACCGUCCAGGUCGCCGUUGACCCCAAGUCGGACCGUUUGCAGCUCCUUACGCCUUUCAAGGCAUGGGACGGCAAGGACAUCAUUGACGCCCCCGUCCUCGUCAAGGCUCUUGGCAAGUGCACCACCGACCACAUCUCCGCUGGCGGCCCAUGGCUUAAGUUCCGUGGCCACCUCGAGAACAUCUCGCAGAACUGCCUGAUCGGUGCCAUCAACGCCGACAACAACGAGGCCAACAAGGUCCUUAACCAGGUUACCGGCGAGUUCGGCGGUGUCCCCCAGGUCGGUGCCUACUACCGUGACCAGGGUAUCCCCUGGGUUGUCGUCGGUGACGAGAACUACGGUGAGGGUUCGUCGCGUGAGCACGCCGCCCUCGAGCCCCGUUUCCUCGGUGGCCGCGCCGUCAUUGUCCGCUCGUUCGCCCGUAUUCACGAGACCAACCUCAAGAAGCAGGGUAUGCUUCCCCUCUGGUUCAAGAACCCCGCCGACUACGACCUCGUCUCGGGCUCGGACAAGCUCUCGAUCACUGGCCUCAACGAGUUCGCCCCCGGCAAGGACCUGACCAUCCUCGGCAAGAAGGCCGACGGUUCGGAGUACAGCUUCAUCGUCUCGCACACCUUCAACGAGGGCCAGAUCGGCUGGUUCAAGGCUGGUUCCGCUCUGAACCUCAUGGCCAAGGCUGCCGCUGAGCGCGCUGCCGGCAAGGCUUAA